Messenger RNA from Monopterus albus (swamp eel), 3004 nucleotides. It is a transcript of the gene myzap, whose product is annotated as myocardial zonula adherens protein. Gene Ontology annotation, biological process: intracellular signal transduction. Bases 40 to 1821 code for a protein of 593 amino acids. Gene Ontology annotation, cellular component: intracellular anatomical structure. The record is from RefSeq and is a predicted model, not a curated record. The transcript is spliced from 14 exons. Lineage: Eukaryota; Metazoa; Chordata; Actinopteri; Synbranchiformes; Synbranchidae.
GGAGAGGAAGAGAAGCCAGGGGUGGACAGAAGAGGAGAUAUGCUCCGCUACGGUGCAGGACGAAUUGCUUCGACCACCACAACAACACAGGACUCCCCAGAGUCUGAGAGGAGGAUCAGGCGCCUCAGGUUAACUCUACACGCAGGAGACGAUGGAAACAAUGAGCCAAAAACUGCAAACUCAGAGACAGCUGAGAAAGAAAACGACAUCAGCAGAGCAUGGAAGAAGAGGAAUGGGCUAAUCCAGAGAGAAAGGCCAGCUGGCAGGGAGUCACCUCAGCAGCAGGUCAGAGACGUCCCCAAUGGGGUGCCAGAGACCUCGCUGCAGCAUCAUGGGCCCAAAGUGUAUGGCGUAGUGCAGAGGAUGGGCUCGGACAGACGGCAGGAAGUAAUGGCACGAGAGUGGUCAGUCAAUCACCUUCAGGAGGAGAUGAGGUACAUUAGGGAGGUGAGAGAUUCACUAGAGAAGGUGAGAGAGCGGAUGUACGGGCAGUUUGGCGGGAUGCAACAAUCAAUGCAGAAGCUUUCACAGGAAAUUAGGGUUGCCAACGCACAUCACAGGCUUCUGGAGUCAGAGGUGAGGGUCCGGACGGCAGCCAUGGAGAGCUUUGAUCAGAUGAACAGCUCCCUUAUAUCUUCUAACAUCACCCUGCAGAAAUCCCUUCUGGAAAACUGUCAGAAUAAAAUAGACUCAAGAGAGGAGGUGAAGACUUUGCGCAACACCUUUGAGAAUACACAAGAAAAACUCAGAAACAGGGAGAGGGAGCUGGCCGCCAUGCAGGCUGAAAACCAGAGUUUGAGAUUACAGGUGGAGUCUUCACAGGAGGCCAGCAUUCAGGCGCUGCGGGAGCUGUCAGCGAAGCUACAGAGGGAGUAUGAGGAAAAACUGAUGGAGGAACAACGGAAACACAGGGAGGAGAUUGAAAACUUACAGGCCCAAAUCGAUGAGUACAUCAGGCGUCUGGAAAACGCAGAGAGGCAAAUCAGGACUGCAGAGGCCAGGAUUGCAGAGAGGGACGAGAGAAUUGUUGAACUGGAGCGUCUUCUGGACUGUAUGGGAAAGGAAAAGAUUCAACUCCAAAAUAAGCUGCAGGAAUGUGAAAAGAGUCUAAGCUUGAUAAAACGGGCGGACACAACUGAUGCAGCUGUAGUCAAAAGGUCCAAAGACCUGCAAGGUGAAGCAGCAGAUCUCCGUGAGAGAAUCAAACACUUGAACGACAUGGUGUUCUGCCAGCAGAGGAAAGUUAAGGGAAUGAUUGAGGAGGUUGAAUCACUGCGAGCUCAAGUUGCUCAGAAGGACAUGUUCAUCUCAGAGCUUCUGGACAGAAUUGCAGUAGUGGAGUGUGAGAAUAAUGAGUUAGAAGACAAGCUGAAGUAUUUUAUGUCCACACAGAAUAAACCACAAAUAGUUUUGGAUACCAGGGAGAUAGGAGUAGGCUCUGGGCUGCUCCCCAGAAGGGAAGCAUGGAGGAAUGAUGUUGAAACGCCUGCUCAGUCUAAACUAGGUCAUCUCCAUCCCGUACAAGAAGCACCACCCACUCAACCUCCAUCCCCUGCUCAACCUCCAUCCCCUGCUCAACCUCCAUCACCCACUCAACCUCCAUCCCCUGCUCAACCUCCACCCACUCAACCUCCCUCCAUCCCCUGCUCAACCUCCAUCACCCACUCAACCUCUACCACCCACACCACACCCACUAGUCAUAGAGCCCUCAUCCCCAUCACAAUCUCCAUCUCCCAUACAAACUUCAUCACAGUCAUCUUCCAUUCAACCUCCAUCCUUCUACCUGUCAACAGUUACCCAGUUGAGGACAUUCAGGACUAACAAACUUCCGCCCAGCAGGCUGGAGUCCAGUUUACUGAGGUACACUCCUAAUGAGUACAGCCGCUCCCUGCCGUCUAGCCCCACAGCGCCGAGUGGGACGUUCUCCUAUCCCAGUUCGUCUGAGUCUGGUCCUCCUGUGAGUACAUCCGGGAGAGAUGAGGUGGACGCAGAAACAAACACAGACACACACUCAAGUCCAGAAGGGUCCGGUUCAGCCCUAUCCUCUCUUCAAGCAAGAUCAAGAGCACCUCAAGUUUAUACACCCUUCAUGAAGCUUAUGGAAAUGACAGCAAAUUUACAUAUAGAGGAAUCUUAAAGUAAUUGUUUGACAUUUUGAGAAAUACACCUAUUUGCUUGCUUGCCAAGAAUUUCAUGAGAAGAUUGAUACCAUUCUUAUUGGUAACAUGAAGCUACAGCUAGCCGCUGGUUAGCUUACUGUAGCUUAGCAUAAAUACUAAGAAGAGAGGGAAAACACCCAGUCAGCAGGGUUUGUCCAAAAGCAUCAAAUGUGCCUCACAGCAACUCUAAAGUGAGCAAGUAACUGAAGGGUAAAUUUUUGGAAACCAGUGAAAGUCACCGCUCCCAGAUAAGAAACAGUCCAGUUCAACCCCAUUCAGUGGAUUAGGCCUUACAAUGAGUUAACCGGAUAAUUAGGGAGCUUUAGAGAUCCUGAUUGAGGGAUUUUUUUAUACUUCUGGAUGAAAUAAAACAGGCUAGUUAAUUCCUCCACCUCAAGUCUUUAUGCUAAGAUAAGCUAUGCCAUAACUGUAUGGUAAGUACAGUUAUAUGUUGCUGCUGUUAAAGUUAAGCUAACUGCAACUACAUAUUUAGUAUACUUCCUAAAAUAUUGAGCUAUUCUUUUAGAAGUUGUCUUUGGUCUUAUUUUCACUGAUGUCUAUCUUUUUGAAAAACAUAUGUGACACAGAUCUAAUUUUUUUUUUAACAAUAAAAAGUCAACAUUAUUAAAAUAUUUACUGCAAAUACUGUAUGGGUCUGGCUGAUGAUGUAAAACAUCUUAUGUAAAUUUGCACAUAAGACACACACAUAUUAAUGAUACAAUGUUGCUUGUUGUAGGGUGUAAAUAAUCUGAUGUGAAAAUAUUUUGUAAAUAAUGCACUUAAAGAUUAUAUUUGUUUUGUUUACAGUGAAUGUAGCCCAGUUAUGUUUCUCCUAGAGCUGUGAG